AUGGAGUGUUUGUGUUGCACGAGGCCGGAUAUAUAUUUUUGAACCUAUAGUAAGACACGAGUAGCUCGAGCGAGGGCAGUUUGAGGAUUUUCCACCCUCUUCUCUCCACACCAGGAUGGGAGAAUAAGGAGAGCCGCUUGCCCGGCUCGUUUGCAGUUAAAUGGCCCGUGCCUGCACGCGUGGAAUCGGGAGCUGCAAUCCGCCGCCGCUUUGUAAAUAAAUUAAACAUCGGAGGGGGCAAUGCAUUUCGGGAUUUGUAGUCUGCAGCCCGACUGGGUCUUUGAUCGAAGGAGGCCAGACAAAACUACCUUUCCCAUGACCGCCCGUGGACGGAGGGAGGAAAGGCAGAAAGAAAAACACACACGUACAUCCAGCGCGAGCAAAGCAGGGCAGGUUGUUGCUGGCAUCGCCGGGCUGCGGCGGCCGAAGACAAAACAACAGAAAAGUCUUCCGUGCGUGACCGGAGCGGGAAGCGGCGCGGGCCACUCGAAAGGAGCCGAGCUCCGGCUUUGAGCGUUGCCCAGCGAGGCGUGCAAGAUUUGCUGCUCGCCCUGGCCGGACUGCUCGUGCCCGGCCGCUUUUUGCAGCGAGCGGAGGUGGGAGAGGAAGGACUAGUGGGUCUUCCUCCCUUGGAGGCGGCUGUAGGACGCGGACCGGCUGCCCGGCCCUCUCUGUCCCCUCCUGGGCCGCCCUGACCAUAGGGGAGACGGAGGCGGCGGCGUCGCAGCAGACGUGCCGCCGCCGCCCGGUCGAGUGACUUUCCCGUCGAGGCGCCGGCCGUGCGCCAUGAACGGCUUCAGCCCCGAAGAAGUCGCCCGUGGCGGGGGAGAAGCCGCCGCCGUCCCUGCCGUGGUGGCCAACGCGGCGGCGGCCGUCGAAGUCCUGCCGCCGCCGCCGCCGCUCCCUCAGCCGCCGGCCGGGCUCGGCGCUGCUUCUGCUGCUGCAACAGCCGCAGGCCCGGCCGGACCUCCCGCGGUGGCAGCUGCAAAUGCUGCUGCUGGUGGCGGCGGUGGCGCGGGGCAGCUGUGUUGCCUGCGCGAGGAAGGCGAGCGGUGUAGCCGGGCGGCGGGCAACGCCAGCUUCAGCAAGCGCAUCCAGAAGAGCAUCUCGCAGAAGAAAGUCAAGAUCGAGCUGGACAAGAGCGCAAGGAACUUGUAUAUUUGUGACUUUCACAAAAACUUAAUCCAAAGCGUCCGAAACCGAAGAAAGAGAAAAGGCAGUGAUGAUGAUGGGGAUUCACCUGUGCAAGAUGUUGAUACUCCAGAGGUUGAUCUGUUUCAGUUGCAAGUAAACACACUAAGAAGAUACAAAAGGCACUUCAAGUUACAGACUAGACCAGGACUUAACAAAGCACAGCUUGUUGAAAUAAUUGGAUGUCAUUUUCGGACUAUUCCAGUGAAUGAAAAGGACACCUUAACCUAUUUCAUCUACUCUGUGAAGAAUGACAAGAACAAAUCUGACCUAAAAAUGGAUAGUGCUGUCCACUAAAUAAGCAAAUUUGGGAUUUGCAGACUUUAAUGACUGUUUUGGAUGUACUGAAGUUUUCUUUGUAACUGGUAUUCAGGGAUGAAAUCCUGAUGUUAUUUUUCAUGGCUUUCGGGGGGAUUGCUCAAAAAUGAUAUUUCCAUGGUAAAAGAUAUUUUAAAUAAAUACUAUUGAUGUU
Sphaerodactylus townsendi is the source of this 1663-nucleotide messenger RNA. RefSeq names its product Sin3A associated protein 30 (gene SAP30). NCBI's taxonomy places the organism in Eukaryota, Metazoa, Chordata, Lepidosauria, Squamata, Sphaerodactylidae. Bases 787 to 1488 code for a protein of 233 amino acids. Gene Ontology annotation, molecular function: protein binding; transcription coregulator activity. The record is from RefSeq and is a predicted model, not a curated record. The transcript is spliced from 4 exons. Gene Ontology annotation, biological process: regulation of DNA-templated transcription. Gene Ontology annotation, cellular component: histone deacetylase complex.